AUGCCUUCCUCCAGGCCACCACCACCCCCUCCCCCUCCACAACCAUCCAGGCUCACCAGCAACACCAACAACAACACCAAUACCAACAACCGCGCACCCCCUCCCACCGUCUCACCGGCCCCAAACACCCCCCACUACAUCCUCUCCCUCCUAAUCUACAACGGCCACCCCUUCAAAGACCACUGGGCUUUCUUCCUGCAGCCUCAUCCCACCACCGCCUCGUCCCGCGGCACCAAGAUCCACGCCACAGGCGACGUGCUGCACGGAUCUUAUAGCUUGGUAUCCCUGGUGGUGCUGGAGGGAAUUGGGAUGGUCUCCGCCAUCCGCGUCGCCCCGUCGGCCUCCACCCGCGCCCUCAACCUCCUGCGCACCGUCCAAUACACUCACCCGCCCUCCUGUCCUUGCCAUUCCAAUCCUAAUCACCACCACCACCACCAUCGCACACCCAGUCUAGCCGAUCAUGUCCGUCGGCACAUGGCUACUCCAACCGACCCCUCUCGCCAGAAGGAAUAUGCCUUUGAGAUGGCGGCAUCUAGCAUCCGCUUCGGCCCGGGAGCCACGAAGGAGGUCGGCAUGGACUUCGCCAACAUGAAAGCAAAGCGGGUGUGCAUAGUCACAGACAGCAAUGUCGCUAAGCUGGAUGCCAUGAAACAAGCCGUCGAGGGUCUGUCCCGGGAAGGGAUCGAAUUUACUGUCUUCGACAAAGUGCGCGUGGAACCCAAGGAUAGCUCAGUCAAGGAAGCGAUCGCAUUCGCCAAACCUUACAACCCCGAUGCGUUUCUCGCCGUUGGCGGCGGUUCCGUCAUCGACACCGCCAAACUGAUGAACCUCUACACCGUCUUCCCCGAGGCCGACUUUCUCGACUUCGUCAACGCUCCACUCGGCAAGGGGUUGCCUGUCACCAAGGCCCUCCGGCCUUUGAUUGCCGUACCGACGACCGCCGGUACAGGCUCCGAAACGACCGGCACAGCCAUUUUCGACCUGGUCUCGAAGAAAGCCAAGACGGGCAUCGCGCACCGCAACCUCAAACCGACUCUGGGGAUCUGCGAUCCGCUCAACACGCGAACCAUGCCGUCGGCUGUCCACGCAUCAUCCGGUCUGGAUGUGCUGUGCCAUUCCCUCGAGUCAUGGACGGCCAUCCCGUACAACGAGCGCACCCCUCGCCCCACGAACCCGAUCAACCGCCCGGCCUACCAGGGCGCCAACCCGAUUUCGGAUAUCUUCUCGCUGCAAGCCCUCCGCAGCACGGUAAAGUACCUGCCUCGCGCCGUGAAGGACCCGGAAGAUUUCGAGGCGCAGUCCCAAAUGCUCUUGGCGGCCACGCUGGCGGGCGUAGGAUUCGGCAACGCGGGCGUGCACCUGUGCCACGGGAUGAGCUACCCCAUUUCCAGUCAGAACCCGGGCUACAAGCACGCGGGGUACGAUGUCGACUACGCGAUUAUCCCGCACGGCGUGUCCGUGGCGGUGACCGCGCCGGCGGUGUUCCGGUUCACGGCGGCUUCGAACCCGGACCGGCAUCUGGCGGCUGCAGAGGUGUUCGGAGUGGACAUCUCGAACGUGAAGCGGGAGAGUGCAGGCGAGGUGCUCGGGGAGGCUCUGACGGACUUUCUAGUCAAGCUGGGCGACCAGCCGCGGGGGUUGAAGGAUCUGGGGUUCAAGCGCGGGGAUAUCGAGUCGUUGGUGGAGGGGACGUUGCCGCAGAAGCGCGUGUUGGACCUGGCGCCUAAUUUGAACAGUGAACUGGAGGCGGAGAAGGCCGAGUUGCGGGGACUGUUGGAGGCGUCGAUGGAGUAUUAG
This is a messenger RNA of Aspergillus homomorphus CBS 101889, 1797 nucleotides long. RefSeq names its product Fe-containing alcohol dehydrogenase. Lineage: Eukaryota; Fungi; Ascomycota; Eurotiomycetes; Eurotiales; Aspergillaceae. The record is from RefSeq and is a predicted model, not a curated record. Gene Ontology annotation, molecular function: alcohol dehydrogenase (NAD+) activity; metal ion binding. The transcript has 6 exons. Bases 1 to 1797 code for a protein of 598 amino acids. Gene Ontology annotation, cellular component: mitochondrion.